Molecule: messenger RNA, 1218 nt
Organism: Rasamsonia emersonii CBS 393.64
Lineage: Eukaryota; Fungi; Ascomycota; Eurotiomycetes; Eurotiales; Trichocomaceae
Exons: 2
Coding region: 1-1218 (405 amino acids)
Source: RefSeq, a predicted model, not a curated record
AUGGCACCAUCAACCACACCUAAACUACCACCCUACAGAAUAGUGGGAAGCUUCGUCGGCAGCGACUUCACCAAGAUAACCAUCCAUUGCAACUGCAAAAUCUUCAUCAUCACCCUCGACCUGGAAGAUGAAGCCGUCCGUGGCACGCGUCUGGAAACAGAGUACAGGCGACGCGUCUCCAAAUUUGUCAUGGAUGACGAGCUGAUCAGACGGCCCAGCAAAAGAAGUUUUCUCAAGAAUAGGGAAAACUACAAUAAGUUCUGUGAAUGGAUCGUUCAGGCUUGCAUCCCUUUGAUUCAAGAGUUGGCACCGUCGCCAUGUGAAAAGGGAGAAGAGUCAAUUAUUACGCUCGAACAGUUCGCCUUUCCGGACCUCCAUCUCAUCAAACUCGGUCCUCGCGAUGGCAAUGACAAACUGCUUUCCGCAUCGCUCGUUACCGACGAUAUGCCAGAGGUUCCCGAGGAAGACAGAACGGUGAAGCUUGUAUCUGCAGCGGAGAUCUCGAUCCCAUCUACGCCAGUCCCACGAGAAGAGAUCCUAGACGGUCGCUACGUUGUCAACUACCAUAACACAUGCCAUAUUCCCCGACUCGUCCGAACACUGGACGGCGAGAACAAAUUCUUCAAGCCAAUCAAUAGUAAUGAUGACCCUUCUGCCGCGUCGUUCAUACGGGAAAUCACCGUCCUGCACCGCAUCGCCGAAUUAGGCUUGCACGCUGACCUUCGAGUGCCCAAACUCUACGGCAUUGUCGUAUCCAGCGAUGGAAAAAGGGUGAUUGGCAUGUUACAAGACUGGCUCCCAUUCGGGCUUCGAAGCCUCGAGAAUGAUGAGAUCCGCGGCAUGAAACACAUGCAUGCAAAGUGGGAAGGACAAGUCAAGGACAUGAUCAACGUCCUGCACUCGAACGACAUGGUCUGGAAUCAUGUUCUGCCGGAACACAUUCUCGUCGACCACGAGCUCAACGCGUGGCUCAUUGGGUUCAGUGGACCGUCCUGGACGCUGUACAGUUCGGCGUCGCUCGUUAUGUACCCGGACGAAUGGCGCAGGCUCCUCAAGUCCGGGAACAAGGAAUGGGAUUUGUAUGGUGUCAAGAAGAUCUUCGAAGAGUGGAUUCGGGGAAAACCAAAAAGGUCUGCCAGACCAGGCCAGAAAAGGGCUCGUGAAGGCCGGGGUGAUUCAGAUAGUGAGGACGAGCUGAGGAUUAUCCGGAGGAGAUGA